AUGAAGAAACAGAGAAAAGAAAAAGCACAGAGAGAAAAUGGGAGAGGAAACACACCUGAGAUGGAGCUUGAGAGAGAUGCCAAUCCAAGCAGUCAGAAGCAACGAAAGUUAGAAGGUAUGACACCUCCUACUUUGCCAUUACCAUUAAUAGACACCAACAAACCUUUGCUAAUGACAUCUGUAUCUAGUUUUGUGAAAACCAUUAAUCCUAAAGCAUUAGAUGGUACUAAUGAGUUAGUGACAUUAUUUGUGGACAAUGAACUUGAAUUGCCAAGUUCUAUUAUUUCCCUUUUGAAGGAGUUUGGAGAUGUCUUUCCAAGUGAGAUUCCAAGUGGACUACCACCUAUUCGAGGGAUAGAACAUCAAAUUGACUUUGUUCUAGGGGCUGCCAUACCAAAUAGACCAGCUUAUAGGAGCAAUCCCGAAGAAACAAAGGAGCUGCAAAAACAGGUAAGUGAUUUGCUUGAUAAAGGAUACAUUCGUGAGAGUUUAAGUCCAUGUGCUGUUCCUGUUUUGUUGGUACCUAAAAAGGAUGGUUCUUGGAGAAUGUGUGUUGAUUGUAGGGCUAUAAAUAAUAUUACCAUCAAAUAUAGACAUCCCAUCCCUAGAUUAGAUGAUAUGCUUGAUGAAUUGCAUGGUGCUUGCAUGUUUACAAAAAUUGAUCUUAGGAGUGGUUAUCACCAAAUUAGGAUGAAAGAAGGUGAUGAAUGGAAAACCGCAUUCAAAACUAAAUAUGGACUGUAUGAAUGGUUAGUUAUGCCUUUUGGAUUAUCCAAUGCACCUAGUACUUUCAUGAGGCUUAUGAAUCAUGUAAUGCGUCCAUUUAUUGGUUUUGUAGUAAGUGCUGCAGGAAUCAAAGUUGAUCAAGCUAAGGUGAAGGCAAUCCAAGAGUGGCCGGUUCCUACUUCCAUUACCCAAGGUCAAGGAAAGCUCAACCGAAGGCAUGCUAAGUGGAUUGAGUUUAUUGAAACAUUUCCAUAUGUGAUUCGCUACAAAAAAGGUAAGGAAAAUGUGGUUGCCGAUGCAUUAUCCCGAAGGUAUGUGCUCUUUUCUACCUUAGAUGCUAGAUUGCUUGGAUUUGAACAAUUGAAAGAACUCUAUGAGCAUGAUAGUGACUUUGGAGAAAUUUUUAGAACCUGUUUGAAACAUGGAUUUAAUAAAUUUUACAUAUUUGAGGGAUAUUUGUUUAAGGAAAACAAACUUUGUGUGCCUAAUUGUAGUAUUAGGGAAUUAUUGGUUCGGGAAGGACAUGGGGGUGGCUUAAUGGGUCAUUUUGGUAUUUUAAAA
Molecule: messenger RNA, 1287 nt
Organism: Ziziphus jujuba (common jujube)
Lineage: Eukaryota; Viridiplantae; Streptophyta; Magnoliopsida; Rosales; Rhamnaceae
Exons: 5
Source: RefSeq, a predicted model, not a curated record